CCGAUGGAAAUAUUCGAAGCGAUCUGGCAACUCUACAACUCGGUAUUGGCAGUCAGUGCAAAGUUGCCGCAUUCAACUGCGCAUUCCCAGAAGAGUUUGAUUUGAAUUAGACAAUCAGAAAAUUUCAUUAAAAUGUAUAUAGUUUCAACGUCGAAGAAGACAAUACUAUCGGAUUUUGCUGAUCUGGAAACGAAGUCGACAUUUCUACACGCCAAUGGCGAAGCAACAGACUUCCAGUUCAACGCACAGCGGUGCGUCUUUGUGGAGGUGGACAAAAAGGCGGGCUUGACUGUGAUGCGCAUUAAGGAGAAACAAGAAAACGUUCCCGAAAUACAGCGAGUGAGGAAAUUGACCAUUGAGAAUGCCUAUUCGGUUUGCUGUGCGAAAACUGCGUGCAAUCAAAUUGCCAUCGGACAAUCGAGUGGAUUUGUGAAGCUGUUUAAUUUCAGCACCGCUCAGCUGAUACACAGCUAUCCGGCGAAUCAGUCGUCCAGUACGGUGCUCUAUGUGGACUACAACUGCACGGAUGACUACAUUGCGGCGGUGCUCGAAGGUGGCCAGAUCAACAUCUAUGGCACCAGGACCAAACAGAAGAUGGAGUCGAUUACCAUUGAUGAGUACUCAACUCUGGCGCGCUUUCACCCCAGUAAGCGGUUCCACUUGGGCGUUGCCUCCUUUAAGGGCACCGUAACCGUGUAUGAUGUCCAAGCGAAGCGCUCGAUCUUCCACCUGGAGGAUGCACACGAUGCACCGUGUCGGGAUGUGAGCAUGUGCAGUGGGCAGCCUUCGUUGUUAGUCACCGUUGGCUACGACUGCAAGAUUAACAUAUUCGACAUACGACGCAGCAAGGCGCAGGCGCCAUCGGGUCGCUUGGAGUACACGCAUCCAAUGUCAACGGUGGCAUUGAGCGAGUGCGGCACCUACUUCUGUGCCGGCAACCUGAAGGGUGAGCUCGUUUCCUACGAUAUGCGCAGCACCAAGGCACCCUUGGCAGUGCGUUCCGUUCACGAUGGCUGCGCCGUCACUCGAUGCGCCUUUGUGCCAACACCGACUGAGGAACAGCAGAGCAGCAGCUUCAGUAGCUCAAAUAGUGUGACUAUGGAUGUGGGCGGCUGCAAGACGGUAAAAGUGGAGCCAAUGCCCCAUGAUGAGCUACGCAAAUCGAUUUCCGCCAAUUUGCUACUCACCCAGCAGCAGUUGGACUCUUUGGCAACACCGAAAGCAGCUCGCCAGACGCGUGAUUCAUUUUGUGAUUUUUUGGAUGCACAAAGACCACACGACUUGAAUCGCAUGUCCACGCAGAUGACAAAGACAACGAAAUCGACGCGUGAUAGCUUCGAUUGGGAGUCGUUGCAAUCGAAGGCAAAUAAUGAGGAACUGCGACAGACUAUUUAUCAGAACGGUUGUGGUCUCAGCUCCUUGGAUAGCGCUGCUAGCUCCACAGCUGAUUCGCUGCAACAAACACUCAGCGGCUCCUUGGGAGAGGGCAAUAAUAUUUCGGUAGAUGCCAAAUUGAAGAGAAUAAUUGAGGCGGAUGAGCAGGAUGAGUUAAUUGAGCAAUCGGUCAACUGUUCGGCAACAAGCAGCAGCGCUGCCAGCGAUAAGGCGAAUCCACAGUUGGCGGAUAUGGAGCUAUCGGCACCCACCAAUCUGUCCUCGAAUACAUCGCCGGGUAAGGAGCGUGCAGAGGAGCACCCACAGGAGCAGGAUGAAUUAGAUGAUCGUUUCGCUAAGCUGGAACGCGAACUAAAAUGGUCAGCUGAGAAAACCAGAUUUACCACAUUCUUUUGGGUCGCCAAAUACUGGAAUCAGCAGCUGGAGAAAACACAGGAUACAUGUAAUGCCAUAAAUCAGCUGCUGCAAAGAGAUCGAUUUGCAAACAAUUAUUUUGCUGUGCAGAAGAAAAACGAGAUGCUCAAGCAACAACUGAAGCAAUUAAUCAGCAGGCAGGAAAUGAAGGGCGAUAAAUCUGUCAAUGCUUGAAGCAUUUAUUAAAUUAUAAAAACAAAAAAAUUAUUGUUAUAAUGUUACCUUAAUUAUUGUGCAUAAUAAAUGAGCAGACUCAGCUGUUGGUUUUUGUGUGUGCGAAA
Messenger RNA from Drosophila grimshawi, 2090 nucleotides. RefSeq lists its product as uncharacterized. Bases 133 to 1983 code for a protein of 616 amino acids. Gene Ontology annotation, molecular function: gamma-tubulin binding. Lineage: Eukaryota; Metazoa; Arthropoda; Insecta; Diptera; Drosophilidae. Gene Ontology annotation, biological process: microtubule nucleation; mitotic cell cycle. Gene Ontology annotation, cellular component: spindle pole; centriole; ciliary basal body. The transcript is spliced from 5 exons. The record is from RefSeq and is a predicted model, not a curated record.